This is a messenger RNA of Musa acuminata AAA Group (dessert banana), 2312 nucleotides long. RefSeq names its product ubiquitin-like-specific protease 1D. The record is from RefSeq and is a predicted model, not a curated record. Gene Ontology annotation, biological process: proteolysis. Gene Ontology annotation, molecular function: cysteine-type peptidase activity. Lineage: Eukaryota; Viridiplantae; Streptophyta; Magnoliopsida; Zingiberales; Musaceae. The transcript is spliced from 14 exons. Bases 120 to 1769 code for a protein of 549 amino acids.
CUUUUCCCUCUUUCGAGUCUUGGCUUGUUUCCCGUCUUAUGGCAUUCCACUAUGAGGACAACGACCCCUGCCACUGCUAAUCUCUCUGUCCGUCUCUUUCUCUGCCCAUCUGGCCGGAGAUGGCGAAGGAGCGUCUACAGAUUGAUUGGAAGGAGAUGCUAGCCGGGAGGGACGACGGCCCGCCGCCGGAGGUCGAGGUGGUUGCCGCAGCGUCCGGCCACGGAGAGGCGGGGCCGGCGGAUGCAUCGGAGCUCGUCCAGUUCUCCGAUCAUGAGUUGCAGGAGCGGAUUCAACGAGUGGUGAAACAACUCUCGUUGGGCAUCGGGAGCCGGCUAAACGAUAGCGGUGCCAAGUUGAGGGCAAGCCUCCGCCAGAUGCAGGCGGAACUCGAUCGGAGGAAGCUUGUCCGUGUUCCCAAGGCUUCUGGAAGAUGCAGUAAGGUCCUUCAGUCAGAAAACAUAGAAUCAUCAGGUACAGUAAAAGAUUCCAGUGAAAAUUCUACAGCACCCAAAUCUCAUCCACAAUCUUCGUUUACAUCUAAAUUUCUGGAAAAGUUACAAGGGAAGGCAGAUGCUGCAUCUAAUGAGGACUUGAAAGUUAUAAGUCGAGGCAAGAGCAGAGGUUCAGAAAAAAAUGAAUUACAAAAGGAUGAGAGACAACAUCAAAUUGCAACGGCUUCACAGUCAGCUAGGCUUUCUUCCAGGCAAACACAUUUCCAGUGUGCUAGCAGCAUUGCGAAGAAAGAUCAACAUAUGUCCUUGACUAGUAAAUAUAGAGAUUUGGAACUUUCCAAUCUUCCCAAAGGAAAAUCCUAUUCAAAUUGUAAAAGGAGAGCUUUGGAUUCGGAGGAUACGAAUUAUGUGGCAUUUAAGUGGAAGAAGGUUCGAGAAGUUGUUCUUUUGGAUGAAGAAGAAGUUCAUACUGUAGAGCCUAUGGAAGAUGGUUGUGACAAAUGGAAGGAGGUCAAGGUUUAUUAUCCUUCAAGGGAUGAUCCGGAAUCUGUUGAGCUCUCUUAUGCAGAUAUAAAAUGCCUCAAUCCUGAAUCAUACUUGUCAUCUACUAUAAUGAACUUCUACAUUCAAUACCUGCAAAGGCCCUUGGCUGUUACUGAUAGACCAAGAGGAGACUAUCAUUUUUUCAACACCUAUUUCUACAAGAAACUUGAGGAAGCUGUUUCAUUUAAGGUUGACAAGGCAUGUUUUGAGAAAUUGAGGAGAUGGUGGAAGGGUGUUAAUAUUUUUCAAAAAUCUUACAUCUUCAUACCUGUCCAUGGAGAUAUGCAUUGGAGCUUGGCAGUUAUUUGUAUACCUGCACAAGAAGAUGAAUCAGGUCCAAUUGUACUUCAUUUGGAUUCAUUGGGAUUUCAUAACAGUCAAUCGAUAUUUCAUAUCAUAGAUAGAUUUUUGAAGGAGGAAUGGAACUACAUAAAUCAAAAUUCUUCUCGUCCAGAUCUUCCUUUUUCAGUAAAUAUUUGGAGACAUCUUUCAAGUAGCAUUGAGAAGAAAAAGAUCACGGUUCCCCAACAGAAGAAUGAGUAUGACUGCGGGCUUUUUGUGCUCUACUUCAUGGAGAGGUUUAUUGAAGAGGCUCCUGAAAGGCUUAAACGGAAAGAUCUGGCAAUGUUUGGUAGCAAGUGGUUCCAUCCUGAGGAUGCUUCUGGCUUGAGGAAGCAGAUACGAGAUCUGCUUCUUGAAGUAUUUCGGUGUGCUAAGCGGGAGAAUAAUAAAGCAGGAUCAACAUCAUCUUGUGGCUCCUCCGAAGAUGAUUGACAGCGAUCCUACUUGGAUGACUAACCAUUUGACCUGAGAACCCGAGUUAGAAUCAGCUUAGUAGAGGAACAAUUGGAGAAUAGAGAGGAAUAGAAGAGGCUUAUGGAAACACCCAGUCAAUUUUUCAGGGAUAUCUGAAUACUUAUCAGAAGGUAAUUCUCACCGUGCAUUUUAAGUACCGUCGACUAUCCUCACUAAGUUCCUCACGACGAUAAAUUUAGUUGAGCAAAGCAGGAAACCAGGCAUUGGAAUAACAGCAAGCAUGGCACUUGUUUUGCUCCCAGAGAAUCUUUAGCUGGUUAAUCCAAAGGGGUUAGGACUGUGAUCAGUAGAGUUCUAACAAAAGAAGUAAAGCUUUCUAGAUCAUGGAGGGGUACAAUUUAUAUGUAUUUCUCUUGUGAAUUUUGCAGAUCUAUUUCUGUGUUACUGACAAUCUGCUUUGACAUAAGAUGAUAGAGGGAAGCUAUAUGCAAGCAGAUUACAAGCAGAUGUUUGUAAAUAGAAUCCCGAGAGAAAUGGCAAGCUUUUAUAUGCUCUUUGCAA